AUGGCUUUUGCCAGACCAAGCAAUUCCAACCUCGACAACAAUGCCAGACCAACCAUACAACUGGCCAUCAAAGGCUGGACCACAAGCAAGCUGGCAUCUACCAAGGACCAGGGCCUGGAAUCACUACUUGGAUUCCUGGAAAAAAGGUCCAGUCGCCCCAUACUAUCGUCUCGAAUGGCAGGACGAACCGUCCUCCUCAUCACCAUCUACGAAAAUGACAAAGAUCGAUUCUAUCACCUGAACGGAUUCACAUGGGCCGGGGCAGUCCUGGUCGUGGAAGACUCCAGACCUCCGAGAAAUCAAUCUCAAAAUCAACCUCACCAACAUCCGAACCAGCAUUUUAACCAGUCCCUUGAAUCCCGAACUUCUCAGCCAUCUAGAUAUCAUUUUCAGAACGGCUCAUCACAUCCUCCUAAUGCACCUCGCGGUCAAGGCCACGGUGCACGGGACCACCGCGGUGGAAAUAGUACUGUGACAUCCGAAAUCGAAAAUGUUAUCAUAUCGGUCAUUCGCAAACGCUAUCAUGCCGGCGACAAACAUCUCAUCCUCAACACUCUGGUAGCCGAUCCCGAGAUUCUAAGUUCAGGCCUGUCAGAUCAGGACGCCGGCAAAGUUUACAAGGCUAUUUUUGCCAUCUGUGAGAACAAGAUCUGGGAGACGGAAUCUAAACGGACCGAAUCUGUCGUCAGUGUUAGUUUACGCGACAACGGCAUCAAAACGGUACAGGAUAUUAUAUCACUCGCCAGCGUUUUCCCACAUCUCCACAAUCUCGACCUUGCAAACAACAAUCUCGAAGAUAUGGGUGCCUUGAAAUUUUGGAAGAACCAGUUCCGAGAGCUACAACAUCUCAUCCUCACGGGCAAUCCUGUCGCCGCAAAACCAGACACCCUCAGCACGUUACUCAAGUGGUAUCCCAAACUGAAAAUGUACAACAACGAACCGGUCACCAACACCAACAUCAAUCUUCAACAAGUCCCUCCGCUACCACCGGCAUCACUCACACCUCAACCUCAACCUCAACCUCCACAAGCCGAACCCACAAGACUACACCCGGAAUUCCCACCGGGUUCCUCGUUCGGCCUACCACAGGCGGACAAGCCGGCCGAGGUCUUGCUCCGCGAGCAAAUGGGUCUGCAAUUCAGCUUUGAAACGAAACUCAAAAUGCAGUGGGUAGAGAACUGCCUGUCAGCGAACAACUGGGACUAUGCAACAGCGUUGGCGAAUUUCAACAACUUGCAGAACCAAGGCCAGAUUCCACCCGACGCAUACAUCGAGGGAGUUUAG
This is a messenger RNA of Rhinocladiella mackenziei CBS 650.93, 1284 nucleotides long. RefSeq lists its product as uncharacterized. Gene Ontology annotation, cellular component: nucleus. The record is from RefSeq and is a predicted model, not a curated record. The coding region runs from base 1 to 1284 and encodes 427 amino acids. Lineage: Eukaryota; Fungi; Ascomycota; Eurotiomycetes; Chaetothyriales; Herpotrichiellaceae. Gene Ontology annotation, biological process: poly(A)+ mRNA export from nucleus. The transcript has a single exon. Gene Ontology annotation, molecular function: RNA binding; protein binding.